UCCGCGGGUUUGUUGAACGCGGUUCCCGGGGAGACCGCUGCGGUUGCGGUGUGCUAUGGAGCCGAAGGUCGUCAAGCCACCGGGGCAGGAUUUAGUAGUGGAGCGUCUCAAAAGCCGCUACGGACUCGGGAGCAGCUGCCCUGGAGAUGAUGAACUGGAUUCUUUCCAUGAUUUGAAGAAACAGGAAACAGAAGAAGAGUUAAUUGGAAAUGAUUAUAGAGUUAGUACCUCCAAAAUAACCAAGCAGUCUUUUAAGGAAAUAGAAAAAGUUGCCCUAACUAAUAUAACUUCAUCAAGACCUCGGACUGAGUGUUGUAGUGAUGCAGGUGACUCUCCUUUGAAAUCUGUCAGCUAUCCAAAAUCUAAAGCAUCAGACAAGCGGAGUUUACUUCCACAUCAGAUCAGUCAGAUAUAUGACGAAUUAUUUCAGAUACAUCUGAAACUGCAGUGUGAAACUGCAGCGCAACAGAAAUUUGCUGAAGAACUUCAAAAGCGAGAACAUUUUUUACUUGAAAGAGAACAACUGCUUUUCAGACGUGAAAAUGCCUUGAGUAAAAUUAAAGGUGUCGAAGAAGAGGUUCUUACAAGAUUUCAAAUUAUAAAAGAGCAACAUGAUGCAGAAGUUGAACACUUAACCGAAGUUCUUAAGGAAAAGAAUAAAGAAGCCAAGAGACUGAGGUCCUCUUUUGAUGCAUUGAAAGAAUUGAAUGAUACCUUAAAAAAAAAACAGUUAAAUGAAGCAAGUGACGAAAACAGGAAGAUAGACAUUCAGGCUAAAAGAGUUCAAGCUCGUUUAGAUAAUUUACAGAGGAAGUACGAGUUUAUCACCAUACAGAGAUUGAAAGGAAGUUCCCAUGCUGUUCAUGAAAUGAAAAGUUUAAAACAAGAAAAAGCACCAGUUUCAAAAACUUACAAGGUACCACUUAAUGGGCCAGUUUAUGAACUUUUAACUGUCUUCAUGGACUGGAUUUCAGAUCAUCUUAGCAAAGUGAAACAUGAAUCUGGAAUGGAUGGUAAAAAACCACAACUCAAAUUUGCUUCCCAGAGAAAUGAUAUUCAGGAGAAGUGUGUAAAGCUUUUACCUCUGAUGACAGAGCAGCUACAGUGGAUGUCAUUUGUGAAUAUGAAACCUCACGAGCCUUUUGUAAAAUUUAUAUAUUGGUCCCUAAGGCAGCUAGAUGCUGGAGCACGGCACUUGACUAUGACAUCAACAUUGAGGAGAUUGGGUGAAGACAUUUUUAAAGGAGUGGUAACUAAAGGAAUUCAGGAUAGUUCUCCACAGCAUUCUGUGGAGAAUAAACCAAAGACAGCUGCUUUCUUUAAGAGCUCCAAUUUGCCAUCGAGAUUUUUAUCAACCUUAAUUGUUCUCAAAACAGUCACUCAAGCUGAUUACCUGGCUCAGGCAUUUGAUUCUCUUUGUUUGGACUUGAAGACAGAAGAAGGAAAAACCUUGUUUUUGGAAUAUCAAGCUGUUCCAGUAAUAUUAAGUCAUCUAAGAAUAUCCAGUAAAGGACUCCUGUCUAAUGUUAUUGAUAGUUUGCUCCAGAUGACGGUGGAAUCUAAAUCCUUGCAGACUUUCCUGGAAGCCUGUAGCAACUCUUCAUUUUUUCAUACUUGCUCUGUGCUGCUUCGAGCCCCUAAGCUUGAUCUCCAAAUACUAGAAAAACUCAGUAUUAUUUUACAGAAACUUUCCAAAAUCAAGAGUAAUAAGCAGCUCUUUGAACUUUUUACGAUUCAUCUGAUGCUUCAAGAAAUACAAAGGACAACUAACCCAGAGCAUGCAUUUCUCUGUAUUAAUCUAAAUUCAACUCUGUUCAAUUUGAGUUUAACAAAAUGUAACUCCCUGGUCUCCAGUGCAAGCCAUUAGACUGGCUAAUUUUUUAAUAUAGUAUAUGUGGUGCUUAUUUAUAAACAUGUAGAAAUUACCAAAGUAAUUACAAUUCUACCAAGUAAAGUUAUCAGUAGCAUCAUUUAUCAUGAAAAAUAAAUAAUUUUUUUGAACUGUAAAAAUGAAAUCUGUAGAAGGUAUUGGAACUUCUGGAAUGUUUCAGUUCAGGUAAGGUAGUACUAAUGUACAAGAUGGCAUUUCUAGAAUGUAUGACACGGAAGUUACUUUUUGUAAAAAUAUAUUAGGAACAUUAUUUCUUAAAAUUAUGUGAUUAUUUGGAAUAAAAUUGGUGCUUAUGUGAGAACAGGGUUAAAUAA
Molecule: messenger RNA, 2205 nt
Organism: Nomascus leucogenys (northern white-cheeked gibbon)
Lineage: Eukaryota; Metazoa; Chordata; Mammalia; Primates; Hylobatidae
Gene: CCDC138
Product: coiled-coil domain containing 138
Source: RefSeq, a predicted model, not a curated record